This is a messenger RNA of Aspergillus sclerotioniger CBS 115572, 807 nucleotides long. RefSeq lists its product as uncharacterized. The transcript is spliced from 2 exons. NCBI's taxonomy places the organism in Eukaryota, Fungi, Ascomycota, Eurotiomycetes, Eurotiales, Aspergillaceae. The record is from RefSeq and is a predicted model, not a curated record. Bases 1 to 807 code for a protein of 268 amino acids.
AUGACCCUUACAUACCGCGAUGGAAUCUCCAUUGCGCAAAUCAUCAUUUACUUUCCUGCCUUGAUCUUCGGCUACUUCUUGAUUUGGAGACAUGGGAUCCGGCAAAGUCUUGAAUUUUGUUACCUCGUGAUCUUCGCCACGCUACGAAUCAUCGGUGCAUGCUGUAUGCUAGCCGCUAUUCAUGACGCUUCAACUUCACUAUAUGUUACCAUUGGCAUUUGUUCAGCCAUUGGGCUCUCCCCGCUAAUAUCCCUGUGCAAUAGCUUUCUAAGUCGAGCAAAUACAGUCAUACAGAUCAACGGGGGGAAAUCCUUGCAUCGAGCAUGCUUCCACGCCCUCCAUAUUCUCACCAUCAUCGCCCUUAUCAUCACCAUCCUCGGUCUCACCUCUCACAUGUCCUUGUCCAUUUUCGAACACCCAUCGUCGAAGAUCAAGAUCGGUACCAUCCUGUUUGUGGUUGCCUGGUUUGUCCUCUGCACGCUGUUAGGGAUCUUAUAUUGGAAGCGCUCGGCCAUUGAGAAAGGCGAGAGACGGACGCUUCUCGCAGUCGGGCUUUCUUUACCGUUCCUCGCUGUCCGGCUGCUAUAUUCCGUUCUGAUGUGGUUCUUGCCCAGCUCAACCUUUAAUUUCAUGGACGGUAACCCGACAGUCGAGUUGGUGAUGUCUGUUCUUGAGGAGCUUGCUGUCGUGAUAAUGUGUACGGGCGUUGGAGUUGUCUUGCGAGUGAGGGACUUUCGCGGUGAGAGGGAUGGAGAUACUCGUUCGACGAGCUCGCAUCGGAUUCCCCUGAAUGCAGUAGGUAUGUAG